Messenger RNA from Pteronotus mesoamericanus, 1476 nucleotides. RefSeq names its product stabilizer of axonemal microtubules 1 (gene SAXO1). The record is from RefSeq and is a predicted model, not a curated record. The coding region runs from base 1 to 1476 and encodes 491 amino acids. The transcript is spliced from 5 exons. NCBI's taxonomy places the organism in Eukaryota, Metazoa, Chordata, Mammalia, Chiroptera, Mormoopidae. Gene Ontology annotation, molecular function: microtubule binding. Gene Ontology annotation, cellular component: axonemal microtubule; ciliary basal body; sperm flagellum.
AUGUGUCCACAGGCUGAGGCCUUCCUGCUCUCAGUCAACAGCUCAACUGUUGGCUACUCAGACAUGAUGCGGAGGGUCCUUUGGGACAGGCGGCAUCAUUGUCCACAUCUUCCUACCAAGAUUUAUGAUAAAACAGAGAAACCAUGUCGUCUCUCCGAAUACACCGAGAACUACCCUCUUUAUCACUCAUACCUGCCCAGAGAGUCCUUCAAGCCCAAGCUGGAGUACCAGAAAGGGUCUAUACCAAUGGAAGGCCUGACCACAUCGAGGAGAGAUUUUGGACCUCACAAAGUGUUACCAGUGAAGAUCCACCAGCCUGACCAGUUCAUUCCAAGUGAAGAGAAUAUGGACCUGCUCACAACAUAUAAACAGGACUACAACCCCUAUUCUGUCUAUCGAGUGGACCCCAUCAAACCUCGGGACAGUAAAUAUCCAUGUGGUGACAAGAUGGAGUGUCUGCCUACUUAUAAAGCUGAUUAUUUACCCUGGAACCAACCAAGACGAGAGCUACUUCGUCCAGAACACAACUACCGGCCAGAAUCAACUAGGUUUGAUGGUAGAACCACACACCAGGAUGAUUACUCUGUAAAGGGCCUUGUGAGCACCAUGAGCUGUAAGCCUCCAGUCAUGCCUAAGGUCUGUAACAUCCCCCUGGAAGAUCUGACUAACUACAAAAUGAACUAUGUGGCUCACCCUAUGGAGAAGCGCUUUGUGCAUGAGGCAGAGAAGUUUAGAGCCUGUGAAAUCCCCUUUGAGAGCCUCACCACCCACAAACAGUCCUACCGGGGCCUGAUGGGAGAGCCAGCCAAGAGCUUGAAACCUCCAGCCAGGUCCUGCGGGCUAGACACACCUUUUUCUAACGUCACGGAGUUUCAAGAUAAGUACCAAGCUUGGCCAACGCCCCAGGUGUUCUCCAAACCUCCUAUCCCCUAUGUCCCUCCUGAAGAAAAGAUGGACCUUCUGACAACAGUGCAAUCCCAUUACACAUACCCUAAGGGUGCUCCAGCUCAGUCCUGCCGACCAGUGCUUUGUGUCAAGAAGGGUGGCCGCUUCGAAAGCUCUACCACCACCAAGGAUGAUUACAAGCAGUGGGCCAGCAUGCGCAUGGAGCCAGUCAAGCCCGUCCCCCAGCUGAACCGUCCCUCCGAGCCCUUGGACUGCCUGACCACCACUAGGGUCCACUAUAUACCCCACCCACCUGUUAAUACCAAAAGCUGUAAGCCCCCCUGGUCUGGUCCCCGAGGAAAUAUCCCUGUAGAGGGCCAGACCACAUACACCGUCAGCUUUACUCCCAAGGAAAUGGGUAGGUGCCUGGCUUCAUACCCUGAGCCCCCUGGCUACAUCUUUGAAGAAACAGAUGCUUCGGGGCAUAGGAUAUACAGGCCGGUUUCCCAGGCAGGCUCUCGGCGGAAUAGUCCUCUUUCUGCUAGUGAUUCAGAAAACCCCAACCAGCAGGAGUUGGCAGUGUCAGCCUGA